Molecule: messenger RNA, 963 nt
Organism: Malania oleifera
Lineage: Eukaryota; Viridiplantae; Streptophyta; Magnoliopsida; Santalales; Ximeniaceae
Product: phosphopantothenoylcysteine decarboxylase subunit VHS3-like
Exons: 3
Coding region: 190-723 (177 amino acids)
Source: RefSeq, a predicted model, not a curated record
UGCAUAUGGCGUAUGCAAUAUUUUCUCACUCCUAAACCUAAAGGCUAAAAGCCUAAAACCCUAUGACCCAAUUCUAGUUUUCUCUGCAAGGCCUAAACCCCUGCUCUCUCUCUCCCUCUCUCCCUUUCUCUCUCUCCCUAUCUCUCCCUCUCUCUCUCUCUCUGGUGUACAGAAGUUUUUUUUUGUGCAAUGGAGAUGGAGGGUCUCUGCUCUGAUGCUGUUGCUUUGGAGAGUGUUUUAUACACUAUGAUGGAAGCUGUGGCGGUCGAAACAGCUCUUGUUUCUAGCAAAUAUCUUGCUUGGGUUCUCUUCGCGAGUGGUUAUAUGCCCAGUGAAACUGCUGAUGCUCUCCCAAAUGUACGAGGAAUCAAUCCGAUGUGCUUUCCUUUUCCACAACUUAACAAAGUGACACGGACUGUCGAUGAAAACAUGGAUGCUAGUGAAACAGAUGAAGAAGAUAAUGACGACGAUGGUGAUAGUGAUGAUGACGAUGAUGAUAGUGAUGAUAGUGACGAUGAUAGCGAUGAUGGGUAUUAUGAUUCCUCGGAAGAAGGAAGUGAUGAUGAUGAAGAUCCUGAGGAUGGUCUUCAGGCUAAUGGUGGUGGAGGAAGUGAUGAUGACGAUGACGGAGAUGAUGAGGAUGAAGAGGACGAUGAUGAAGAUGAAGAGGAAGAGGAAGAUGAGGAAGAGCAAGCCCAACCACCUUUCAAGAAGAUGAAAUGAGAAAUAUUAUUCUUAUUUUUUUAAGACCCCCUUUUGCUUAUUGUUUUCAACUAGUCUUGGAGAGUUUGGAAAUGGCGAUUUUUUGAAAAAUUUAGUUAUUCAGGUAUCAUCAGGAGGAGAGUCUUUGAGUCUGUUCCCAAGGAGUGGAAAAAUUAUCCAUUUCCAUUUUGUGAAGGAUCUUUUUGUCUUCAUGUAGCAACAUAUUUGUUAAAUCAUAUAGUGUCAAUUUACAAUUCAAAA